Messenger RNA from Bursaphelenchus okinawaensis, 686 nucleotides. NCBI's taxonomy places the organism in Eukaryota, Metazoa, Nematoda, Chromadorea, Rhabditida, Aphelenchoididae. The record is from the annotation of a GenBank genome assembly.
AUGGAGCGCAACUUUCAGAUUCAAGUACAGCCGAAAGACAGAGUAAGUACUGUAAUAUCAACUAAAAAUAUAUUUUAUUUUUUUGCAUAAAAUUUUUGUGUGUUGUAUGACUUUUUUUGAUUGCCUUUUCCAGAAAUGGUUAUUUUGUUUUAAAACUUUGAAACAGUAAGUUUUUAAAGCAAUUUGUAACUACGAAUUUUUAGGUAACAUUCUCUGGAGAUUUGAGUACCGAAGUAGUUGCCAGUCUCCGUCUGACCAACAAAAGUGAUUCUCGACAAGCCUUCAAAGUCAAAUGUUCUCGGAAUGACCUGUUCAGAAUCCGACCGGCUACUGGAAUCUUAGACUUUGGACAAACUAUGGAUAUCAAGAUAACCUUCAAGUCAGUAUUUUCUUUACAAAAAAACCAACAAAUCCAUUUUUUGGUUCAAAUAUUGAGUUUUCUAUGAUUUGUGCAACAUCACGCCGGCAGCUAGCCAGCCACGUUCUAAAACUUCUGUUUUUCUCGACGUUUAAAAUAACUUACCACUUUUAGACCAAAGCCCGACUAUACUCCAAUAUCUGAGAAGCACCACGUUGGAAUAUACCACAUUCCAGCGCCAGAAGGAUCGACUUGUACUGGAGCUUGGGCCGAACACUAUGGACCGCCUCAGGGCGAAGCUCGUUUUAAGGUUUACUUCGACAAAUAA